Molecule: messenger RNA, 1206 nt
Organism: Colletotrichum chrysophilum
Lineage: Eukaryota; Fungi; Ascomycota; Sordariomycetes; Glomerellales; Glomerellaceae
Exons: 8
Coding region: 1-1206 (401 amino acids)
Biological process (GO): amino acid transmembrane transport
Cellular component (GO): membrane
Molecular function (GO): L-amino acid transmembrane transporter activity
Source: RefSeq, a predicted model, not a curated record
AUGGCUUCUGAGGGCGAUGUUAUCAAGAGCACCCCGGCAAUCAGUACUGCCAGUGAUGGCGCUGAUGACUCUGUCAAAGAUGGUCAGCUGGGAGUUGUGGAAGUCAACGUGUUGCAGGAGCGGACAAUUGGGCUCUUUGGAGCUGUUUCGCUUGUUGUGAAUAAGAUCAUUGGCGCAGGAAUAUUUUCCACUCCUAGCACAAUUUUCAAGCUGUCAGGAAGCGUAGGAAUGGCCUUGAUGUGCUGGGUCAUUGGCGCAAUCAUUUCAACAUGCGGUAUCUUUGUUAUGCUCGAAUUCGGCACAGCGAUUCCUAGAUCCGGCGGUAUCAAGAACUAUCUGGAACAGGUUUCCGCGAGUAACGCCAUUACCUUCUCUUCUUAUAUCCUAGUUGCGGCUGGCGUUGAUUCAACGACAUGGAAACUUCGCGGUGUCGCCAUUGCCGGCGCUAUUUUCUCUGUUGGAAUCCACACCGUUGCACCCCGGCAUCUCAGGAUAGAGAGUCCCCACAACUUCUCUAAUGCUUUCGAAGGCACGUCGAGUAGCGGUUACAACAUUGGCUCUGCCAUUCUCAACGUCAUCUUCUCCUUCCAAGGAUAUGACAACGUCAAUGCCGUCCUUUCUGAAGUUCGCAAUCCUCAGCGGACACUUAGAUUGGCUCUUCCCUUGUCUAUGGGCGUCAUCGCGGUGUUGUAUCUCUUGGCCAACGUCGCAUACUUUGCUGCUGUUCCUAAGGAAGCUUUCAUUGCUGCCAAGGUUACGGUUGCGGCAACUCUUUUUGAAAAUGUCUUUGGUCCCUCCGCCGGAGCCAAAGCACUGCCAGCACUUGUUGCUCUGUCUGCCCUUGGACAUCUUCUCGGGGUCGCCUUCACAAUCCCCCGCCUACUACAAGAACUUGCCAAGGACGGUGUUCUGCCCUUCUCCAACUUGUUCAUGGAGAACAGACCGUUUCGAACGCCAAUUUACGCUCUGCUCCUUCAUCUUGGUGUCACGAUUCUCUUCAUUUGCGCCCCGCCAGCCGGCGAUGCAUUCAACUUCGUGGUAUCGCUAUCCAGCUAUCCGACAACCGUCUUGUUGUUUGCCAUUACUGUCGGUUUAGUCAAGCUGCGCCUGACCGACCGCGCAAACUUCCACUCGCCCCUCCCCGCCCCCUGGAUUCUCAUCCUCAUCUAUCUUGCGGCAAACAUCGUGAGUCUUGCCAAGAUCUAA